AUGUCUCCGUACGCAGGGUCUUCCGAGGUCGGAGCCACGGCAACCCUUACCGUCGGAACGGAACUCAAUGCAGAAAUUCUGCUCCUUUCCGACCUCACGCCUCACACCACGAUGAUGUUCUCAUUCCCCGCCGAGAAGACGCCCCCGCAGGAAGCAUCCCGACAGCCCAGACCAAAGCGUGCCAAGAUCGGCGUUGCCUUUUGCGGCCCUUGCGCGAUAAGGAAAUCAGGCGUCCAAGCUUGCGUUUACGGUACCGUGAGGCUGAAGCGUCCCCCCGCUUGUCGAAUGUGCCCCGCGUCUACUCAAACGCACCCAACGGCUAGUAUUAGCACGGAUAAGUCGCGGUACAGUACGGGGGCGCAAAUCCAGGUCUCCGAAGGUGAAGAUGAGGAUGCGGAGCGACUACCCCGUGGGGGCCUCUUCGGCGCCUCCAGCGGAGCAACCAUUUUGGACGAAGCCGGAGAUAUGAGUGGGCAGAAAGCCAAAUCGAAGACAAAUCUGGUCUAUCCAAAGCCUCUCAAGGAGCUGCCGCGGAUGCGGAAACGAACAAGGCAAGAGCCAUCCGACGUCCAGUUUGCGAUUCCACCAAGGAAGGUGGCCGACCAUCUGUUAAACCUAUACUGGGACUUCGUUGACAGCGCUUACCCGUGGCUCGAUCGCCUUUCUAUCGAAAGCGCAUAUGAAACAUUAUGGUCAACAGACGGAGAGCUCUGCAUGGACGAGAGGGCAUUGCACUGCCUCCUGAAUCUCAUGUUCGCCACUUCAUGCGUUGCUUCUCAAGGCGACUCUCCUCUCUCACGCUACCAGUCCUCGGGCGUCUUUUUUGAAAGAGCCCAGGAACUGAUGGCGUAUGUGGUGAUGGAUAUAUACAACUUUGAGACCAUCCAAAUCCUGUUACUUACCGCGGUGUAUCUUCAGCAUGAGAAGAUGCCUGAAAGAUGCUUUCGGAGUAUUGCAACAGCAAUCCAUAUCGCCCAAGAACUGGGACUGCAUCUUCCUGUGAUCACCAAGGCCAUUCUUGAUCCGCGCGAGCGAGACCUAGCACACCAAGUCUGGAACGGGUGCGUUAUCAUGGACAGGAUCUGCGCGAUGACCUUUGGUUGUGCGCUCAAGGUACCGCAAUCUCUCGCGAAGGAAGGCCUGAAUUCCAUGACACUUGCUGGAGAGAAUGAAAUACUGCCCUCGAAGGUGAACUUCUAUAUGUCGUUCUGUCGGCUGCAUUAUAUCAUUGGCGAGGUGCUUGAAGCAUUCUAUAUCUCAAGCGACACCAGCGGCCUCAAUCCAACUGUUCCUUCAUUGAUAGACUUGCCAGUCUGUUCAGGAUCGAGUCCGAGUUGA
Molecule: messenger RNA, 1338 nt
Organism: Aspergillus mulundensis
Lineage: Eukaryota; Fungi; Ascomycota; Eurotiomycetes; Eurotiales; Aspergillaceae
Product: fungal specific transcription factor domain-containing protein
Exons: 4
Coding region: 1-1338 (445 amino acids)
Biological process (GO): DNA-templated transcription; positive regulation of transcription from RNA polymerase II promoter by galactose
Cellular component (GO): nucleus
Molecular function (GO): zinc ion binding; DNA-binding transcription factor activity, RNA polymerase II-specific; RNA polymerase II cis-regulatory region sequence-specific DNA binding
Source: RefSeq, a predicted model, not a curated record